Molecule: messenger RNA, 2058 nt
Organism: Linum trigynum
Lineage: Eukaryota; Viridiplantae; Streptophyta; Magnoliopsida; Malpighiales; Linaceae
Source: the annotation of a GenBank genome assembly
AUGGAGCAAGUUAUGGAGAAAAAAUAUCCUUUGUGUGCUAAAGAUUACAAGUUGUAUGAAGAGGUUGGGGAAGGGGUCAGUGCCACUGUACAUAGGGCCCUCUGUGUUCCUCUCAAUGAGAUUGUAGCAAUUAAGGUCCUUGAUCUGGAGAAGUGCAACAACGACCUGGAUGGCAUUCGACGUGAGGUACAGACAAUGAGUUUGAUUGAUCAUCCAAAUGUGCUACGUUCGCAUUGCUCGUUUACUGCUGGCCAUAGCCUUUGGGUUGUGAUGCCGUACAUGGCUGGAGGUUCGUGCCUUCAUAUAAUGAAAUCUUCUUAUCCAGAAGGUUUUGAAGAGCCUGUUAUUGCCACAUUAUUGCGGGAGACUCUCAGAGCUCUUGUCUAUCUUCAUUCCCAUGGGUUCAUACAUCGAGAUGUUAAGGCUGGCAACAUUUUAAUUGAUUCUAAUGGUUCCGUUAAGCUAGCCGACUUUGGAGUUUCAGCAUGCAUGUUUGAUACUGGAGAUAGGCAGCGCUCGAGAAAUACUUUUGUAGGAACUCCAUGCUGGAUGGCUCCUGAAGUUAUGCAGCAGUUGCAUGGCUAUGAUUUUAAAGCAGACAUUUGGUCAUUUGGAAUUACAGCUCUUGAACUUGCUCAUGGCCAUGCACCUUUCUCCAAGUACCCGCCGAUGAAAGUUUUGCUGAUGACCUUACAGAAUGCUCCUCCAGGUCUGGACUAUGAAAGAGACAAAAGAUUUUCAAAGUCAUUUAAAGAGUUGGUCGCUGCUUGCUUAGUGAAGGAUCCAAAGAAACGCCCCACCUCGGAAAAGCUCUUGAAACACCAUUUUUUCAAACAUGCACGCUCAGUUGACUAUCUUGCCCGUUCCAUUCUUGACGGACUUUCACCAUUAGGAGAACGUUUCAGGAUACUGAAGGCCAAAGAAGCUGAUCUUCUGGUGAACAAGCCACUAUAUGAGGAUAAAGAGCAUUUAUCUCAGCAAGAGUACAUAAGAGGGAUCAGUGCCUGGAAUUUCAACCUUGAGGAUUUGAAAAACCAGGCUGCUCUUAUACAGGAUGAUGAUGGUAACAUCGAAGAGAAAGGUAUUAUUGGAAAACAAACAGACAGACAGGAAAACGAGUUUCUAGAUGGCAAUCCAUCUAUAAAUGCAGCUGACCACAUGACACCUACAAUUAAUGAGGAUGGAAUUGAUGAUAUUCCUGAUUUGGAAAGUUCACUGGAUGUGUUUCCCAUGAAGCCUCUGCAAGCUCUAAAGGGUUGUUUUGACGUUGGUGAGGAUGAUGAGGAUGCCACCACGCCUACUCUUAAAUGUAAUGGUGAAGUAGAAUACGAGCAGCAGGAACAUGUAUUUAUGAGGCCAACUACAACAGAAAAAGACUUUGAAAGCAAUGGAGUUCAGAAAUAUGGACGGACUAGCUCCUUACCACGCCAUGUCAGUAAUGAGAACAAAAAGUUUUUGAGUGGACCAAUUUUAGCAGAUAGCAGUCAUGCUGAGGCGAGGUCUACAAGUGAGGAAAACAGGGAUGUCCAAAAGCCAAGGUACCAAUCUGAUCGAAACUAUAGUGGCACUUUACUAUACCGGCAGAAGAGAGAUACCAACAAUAUGUCAUCAGUAGAGGAUGCAGCAGAUGGAGCCAUUGUCCAGCGCAAGGGACGGUUUAAGGUUACUUCUGCUGAUCUCAGUCCUAAGGGUCCCACAAAUUGUUAUUUCAAUCCAGCUGCUUCUCAAGGGUCAACUAGUCCACCAUCAUCCAACCUAAUAGCUGCCUCAGUUCUCCCUACACUGCAGUGCAUCUUGCAGCAGAAUGUCAUGCAACGGGACGAAAUCAUGAAACUGAUCAAGUCUGUGGAGCACUCCUCCGCCAAGCAUGGUGAGUCCGUUGAGGCUGCCUCAAAUGAACUUUUGCAGUUAUCUCCGAGGGAGAGGGAGCUACAGGCCCAGGUGUUUGGCCUGCAACAGAGGAUCGCAAGCCUCUUCGACGAAUUGCAGAAGCAAAAGAUGAUGAACAAUCAGCUGGAACGACAAUUGAGUUGUUCAACUAACAAGGAAAGACGAUAA